Molecule: messenger RNA, 389 nt
Organism: Lutzomyia longipalpis
Lineage: Eukaryota; Metazoa; Arthropoda; Insecta; Diptera; Psychodidae
Product: WD repeat-containing protein on Y chromosome
Exons: 2
Coding region: 1-381 (126 amino acids)
Source: RefSeq, a predicted model, not a curated record
AUGACGAAGAGUUUUGGUGGCUUUGAAUCAGCAUGGGCACGUGUCCCGAAGAAGAGGACCCUCUUCCCGCAUUCCCUAACUCUCGAAGUUCCUGAAACACAAGCGGAGGCUGAGGAGAAACAUUUGAAGGCAUCAGAAGAAAAUGGCGGACUUGGCGUCUACGGGACGCGGCUUCCUGAACCGAUUUUGGGAAAGAACUUUCGUCUUCCGCCACGAGCUAGGCCACAUCUUAAACCUCUCAUGGAUACAUCCCUGUCCUAUAUUCCUGUCUACAUUCACCUCCAUAUUCAUCCAACUGUUGAAAUUGAACGCCCAAAGAUGCCAGAACUUCUUCUCAGAGCAAAACACAGGAAAUGCAUGAGGGACUUGAUAACAAAAUAAAUUCAUCU